AUGGAAACUGAAGAUGGUUGCUCCCAUGUUGUUGAUGAACAAAUAUCUCAGUUAGAUAACUUAGUUGUGCCAAUUGUUGAUGAACACUUAAAACCAAAACUAGGAAUGACUUUCGGCAAUUUAGAAGACGCUGAAAAAUUCUACAAAAAUUACGGAAAGGCCGGAGACAAAAACAUUGGCAAAUGGAGUGUCUACAAGUUCGUGGAAGAACAUAAUCAUACAAUUACUUCGCCGAGUAGAACACAUUUUCUAAGGGGAAACCGUGAGGUAACAAGUGCAAAAAAGACAUUGAUAAAGCAGUUUGGAGAGGUGAACAUUCCAACAAACAAGCAAAUGGCCUACUUUGAAAACGCUAGCGGAGGUUUUCAUAGAGUUGGAUGCAUUGAGACCGAUGUGAGAAAUUAUGAAAGAUAUUUGAGAGAGGAGAGGCGCAGUCAUGAUGCACAAAUGAUGUUGGAUCAUUUCAAGUCGGAACAAGAGAAGAAUCCUUCAUUUUAUUAUGUUUAUGAAGUUGAUGAAGAGAAGCGCUUAACUCAUUGUUUUUGGGUGGAUGGCAUUGCUCGAAUGAAUUAUCAACACUUUGGCGAUGUUGUCUCCUUCGAUGCCACGCAUAACACAAAUCAAUAUGGCUUGGUAUUUGUGCCGUUUGUAGGAGUAAAUCACCAUUGCCAAAGUGUUUUUUUAGGAUGUGGCUUUAUUCCAAACGAAGAGGCAAAGUCUUUUGUAUGGUUGUUUAACAAAUGGAUUGAAGCAAUGGGUCAUCCUCCUUCGGGCAUGAUUACAGAUCAAUGUCUUGGCAUAUGCAAGGCAAUUGAAACAGUUUUUCCAGAAAUUCGGCACAGGUUUUGCAUUUGGCAUAUCUUGGACAAAGUCCCGGAGAAGUUGGGUAAAUGGGCUUAUAGUACAGAAUUUAUGAAAUCUUUCAAAGAAAUUAUUUGGGACUCCGAGACUGCUAGCUCUUUUGAAGAGAAUUGGGUUUUUUGGGCUGGAAUGUCUAGCAGUCAAAGAAGUGAAGGGAUGAAUGCAUUGCUAAAAAUGCAUGUAUCAAGGAAGAAUUCACUUCAUGAUUUCGUGACCAUCUUUCAGAGGGUCUUGGCGAGACAAAGAGAGGGGGAGCUUAAAGAAGAUCAUUGCACAGUAGAGAAAAAGCCAAAAUUAAAGACUUUAUGGUCAAUGGAAAAACAAAUGGCCCAAAUCUACACGAAAAAAAUCUUUUAUAUUUUUCAAGACGAGCUUCAACCUAGCUUAAUGUAUAACAUUGAGCUAGUAAAAGAAAAUGAAAGAGAAAGUACUUUCCAUUUGAAUUUUUGUGGUCAUGAUGAAAGAUUGAGACAUAUUAUAUAUUGCAAAACAACUAAAAUGGUCCGUUGUUCGUGUCUCAUGUUUGAAUUCAAGGGCAUUCCAUGCUGA
Molecule: messenger RNA, 1410 nt
Organism: Asparagus officinalis (garden asparagus)
Lineage: Eukaryota; Viridiplantae; Streptophyta; Magnoliopsida; Asparagales; Asparagaceae
Product: protein FAR1-RELATED SEQUENCE 5-like
Exons: 2
Coding region: 1-1410 (469 amino acids)
Biological process (GO): regulation of DNA-templated transcription
Source: RefSeq, a predicted model, not a curated record